AUGGAGUGUCAAAAUGAAGAGAAUCCGGUUGGUUCAUCUUCUAGUACUUUUCCUAUAGAGAGUGAUAGUCAAUUGCCUAUGCAAGUCGAUGAAGUUGUUGAUGAAACUGGGAAAAGAAAACUUAGUUCUGACGCAUGGAAUCAUUUUACACCGGUGAUGAUUAAUCUUGUUCAUUUUGGUGUUUGUAAGUAUUGUAAUACUCGUAUCAAAUCAACAAGAAAUUGUGGGACAUCUCCAGAACUUGCUCGUGCUAUCAUUUUGCACGAGUAUCCAUUGUCCAUUGUUGAUCAUGUAGGAUUUAGGAAGUUUGUUGCUAGUCUCCAACCGUUGUUCAAAAUGGUGUCUAGGAACACAAUCAAGAAUGAUAUACUGAAGAUUUUCGACAAUUUGAAAUCAAAAACUUCUAUGUUAUUGGAAAAUCUUACAAGUAGAAUUGCAAUAACAACUGAUAUGUGGACUUCGGACAACACCAAAAAAGGGUUCAUGGCUAUUACAACACAUUUUAUUGAUGAUUCAUGGAGACUUCAAAGCCAUAUUCUUAGAUUUGUUUAUGUUCCUGCUCCACAUGAUAAGGAUACUUUGUGUAGUGCGUUGCUUAAUUGCUUGUUAGAGUGGAAUCUUGAAAGAAGAAUUUCAACAAUUACAGUUGAUAAUUGUAGCACAAACAAUGCUAUGAUGAAAACCUUGCUAGAUGAGAAACUUUGUAAAAGUGAUUUAUUGUUGAUGGGUCGAAUGUUACAUGUGCGAUGUGCCGCACAUAUCUUGAAUUUGAUUGUGCAAGAAGGACUAAAGGUGAUACAAGAUAGUAUUAAUAAUGUGCGUGACAGUGUCUUAUAUUGGAUAGGGUCUUCAGGCAGAAUCGAAAGGUUUGAAGAAGCUGCACGAUUGCUACAUAUUUCGUGUAACAAAAAGUUAGAGUAUGAUUGCCCUACUCGGUGGAACUCAACAUAUCUAAUGUUGAGAACAGCCCUGGAAUACAAAGAUGUGUUUAUGAAGUUGAGCCUAAGUGACCUUAGUUAUCGUUGUUUUCCAACCGAAGGGCAAUGGAGUGCAGCAAAAGAAGUUUGUGAUACAUUAAAGCUUUUCUAUCAUAUCACUGAAGAGUUCUCAGGGACUCAAUAUCCCACUUCUACUCUAUACUUUUCUAAAGUUUGUGAUAUUAAGCUAGAAUUGGAAGCCUUGGUGAAAAGUUUAAAUCCUUUGAUUAGCUCUAUGGCAUCAUCAAUGUUGUUGAAAUUUAAGAAAUAUUGGGAUGAAGUGCAUAUUUUGAUGGGUGUAGCUGCUAUCUUUGAUCCGAGGUAUAAGAUGAGGUUGGUGGAGUUCUAUCUUACACAUAUUUAUGGUGGAGAAGCUGCUUCAAAUAAAAUUCAAGAAGUUCGAAACUAUUGUGUUGAUCUCUUUCAAGAAUAUAAGAGUAGAGGAGCUGUGUCAUCCCAAGCAUCUAGUUCUAGUGAAGUUGUUGGACAUGUUGAGGGUGACCGACUGUCUAGUUUUGAUAGGUUUGUCGCGUUGAGUAGCUCGAACGUGGACACAAGAUCGGAAUUGGAUUCUUAUUUAGAAGAAAAUGUGCUACCCCGCACACCAUCAUUUGACACUUUAAGUUGGUGGAAGACAAACGGACUAAAAUUUCCUACUUUACAAAAAAUGGCUCGUGACCUCUUAGCCAUUCCUGUCUCUACCGUUGCUUCAGAAUCUGCAUUUAGUACUAGUGGGAGAUUGAUUAGUCCGCAUCGUAGUAGACUUCAUCCUACUACUUUGGAGGCUUUAAUGUGUGCUCGCACUUGGUUAUGGAACGAAAUAAAUGGUUUGGCUUCAACGGUCGACAAAGUUUCAUGUCCGACAUUACUUGACGAAGAGGAAGAGCCGGAUUCAAUUGAAGGCAAUACAUCGAUUAAGGAUGGGCUUUAUGAAGAGGCAUUGUCAAAAUAUGAGCUAGCGUUACAAGUUGCAGCAGAUAAUCCUUCAAGCACUGAAAUUCGUUAA
Nicotiana attenuata is the source of this 1983-nucleotide messenger RNA. Its product is annotated as zinc finger BED domain-containing protein RICESLEEPER 2-like. The record is from RefSeq and is a predicted model, not a curated record. NCBI's taxonomy places the organism in Eukaryota, Viridiplantae, Streptophyta, Magnoliopsida, Solanales, Solanaceae. Gene Ontology annotation, molecular function: protein dimerization activity; DNA binding. The transcript is spliced from 4 exons. Bases 1 to 1983 code for a protein of 660 amino acids.